Molecule: messenger RNA, 10468 nt
Organism: Hippopotamus amphibius kiboko
Lineage: Eukaryota; Metazoa; Chordata; Mammalia; Artiodactyla; Hippopotamidae
Gene: IBA57
Product: iron-sulfur cluster assembly factor IBA57
Exons: 3
Coding region: 71-1147 (358 amino acids)
Cellular component (GO): mitochondrial matrix
Molecular function (GO): protein binding
Source: RefSeq, a predicted model, not a curated record
UGUGGGGCGCGCCCGCACGCGCGCGCCACCGCCCGGGCUGCCCCCUCCCGCCGCCUCACUCCUCCCCAAGAUGGCGGCCGCGGCGCUGCUCCGGGGUGCGGCUCCAGGGCGCGGCGGCCAGGCCUGGAGCUGGAGGCUGCGCCCGGCCCCGAGGCGCCGCCUGGGCCACAGCUCCUGCUGUCAGAGUGGUGAGACCGCUGGCCGCGCGGCCUGGGCCUGCUUCCUACUGGGCGAGCGCGCCCUCUUGCGCGUGCGCGGGCCGGACUCAGCGCCCUUUCUCCUGGGUCUGCUGACCAAUGAGCUGCCGCUUCCGGGUCCUGCGGUUGGCGAGGCCUCUACCUCUGCGCGCGCGGGCUACGCCCACUUUCUCAAUGUCCAGGGACGCACCCUCUAUGACGUCAUUCUGUACGGGCUCCCUGAGCACUCCAGUGAGCAGCCCACUUUCCUCCUGGAGUGCGACAGCUCAGUGCUGGAUGUGCUGCAGAGGCACCUGGUACUGCACAAGAUCCGGCGGAGGGUCACGGUGGAGCCGUGCCCCGAGCUACGCGUGUGGGCCGUGCUGCCCUGUGCCCCUGAGGAGGCUGGCAGGGCUGUGCCACUUGAGGCGAAGGCUGAGUGUACCACCAUCCUCACCCGUGAUCCCCGGACUGCCUGCAUGGGCUGGCGGCUCCUCUCCCAGGAUGAGGGCUCAGCCCUGGUGCCCGGGGGCCGUCCUGGGGACCUCCAGGAUUAUCACCGGCACCGGUACCAGCAAGGUGUUCCCGAGGGCGUCCACGACCUGCCCCCAGGAGUAGCCCUGCCCCUGGAGUCUAACCUGGCCUUCAUGAACGGCAUCAGCUUCACCAAGGGCUGCUACAUCGGUCAGGAGCUGACGGCUCGCACCCACCACAUGGGUGUCAUCCGAAAGCGCCUCUUCCCAGUACGGCUCUCAGGCCGCCUCCCCGUGGGCAGCAUUGCCCCCGGCACCUCUGUGCUCACUGAGGCAGGGCAGGCAGCCGGCAAGUACAGGGCCGGCCUGGGGGACGUGGGUCUGGCUCUGCUGCGGUCCGAGAAAAUCAAGGGUCCUCUGCAUAUCAGAACCUCUGAGAGUGGCCUUGUGGCGCUAACUGCGUCUGUGCCAGACUGGUGGCCCACAGCCACCAAGUAGCCCUGGGUGUCCCUGCGCUCCUGCACAGGGCCUCUGUUUAUCUGCUGCACCCUGCAGGCCAGCCCCCACUUCCUAGGGUGGCCCAGUUGAACGAACACCCCCUUGGAGGGUCCCCAGGUUUCUGCGGGCCUCCCAGAGCCGCAGGCAUGGCGGGCGUGCUGCUGCGGCCCAGGUGUCCCCAGCCCACCAUGCUUCCUGUGGAGGGUCCUACGCGCAGGGUGGCUGGCCUCUCCUGGUGGCUUUGUGACUGGAGCAUCAAGAGCCCUCCUGAGGAUGGGGGUGGGGCGUGGGGGGCCAGGUAGAAGUGAGCCGAGCACCUGCCUCUGUGCUGAGCAGAACCCCAGCUUCCACCAGACCCUGGAUGAGAUUCCAAACCGUCUAGAUCUGGAGGUGGUUCAUCCAUCAACCAAGGACAGGAUGCUCCAGGAUGCCUCUGGGCUGCCUGCACCCCUCUGAGCCUGCUUGGGCAGGCCUGGGAAGGAGGCUUCUCAGUGUCUGGGGUGGCUGAAGGGGCAAGUGGGCUCUGGGAGUUGUCUUACAUGUUGGCUUGGGGGCAUGUCUCAGGGUGGGAGUCUUGUGGGGCCAGGUGGAGUGGUGGUGUCUGUGAGUGGAGGUGCAUGCACUGCUCACACCCCCCUGAGUCCUCCCAAGUGUACCUCUGUGCUCAGGGGCACCAGCUGGGGUAGCCCCAAUACCAUCUUAUGCCAGGGCACCACAUCUCCACAGCUUCCGCCCCACGGGGCAUUGGCAGCCCCCUCCUCCCCCCGUAGCCCUCAUAAGCUCAGGGUAGGAGUGGCUGCCCUGGGAUGGCAGUGCCCAGAGUGCAGAGAGGAGCUUCUGUUUGGUUUACUUGCUGCUGUUUUCUGAUGUAGUCAUGUCUUCACAGUAAGGGGCUGACUUACUUCCCCAGUUUAAACCACUGACUUCCGUUUUCCCACUGCAAUGUGAAUCUCUUGGUUACUGGGUGUCCUACCUGAUAACCCAGAGUGGCUAUUAAAGUGUGACCUACAAUUAGCCCAUGUAGAUCUCUGGUUUCUUCUUUUUUUUUCCCCCUUAACUUUACUUAUUUAUUUGUUUAUUUAUUUAUUUAUUUAUUUAUAAUUUUUAUUGGAGUAUAGUUGAUUUACAGUUGUGUUAUUUUCUGCUGUAUAGCAAAGUGAAUCUGUUAUAUAUAUACACAUAUUCACUCUUUUUUAGAUUCUUUUUCCAUAUAGGUCGUUACAUAGUAUUGAGAAGAGUUCCCUGUGCUGUAUAGUAGGUCCUUAUUAGUUAUCUGUUUUAUAUAUAGUAGUGUGUAUAUGUCAAUCCCAAUCUCCCAAUUUAUCUUCCCCCACCCCACCCCACCCUGCCGCUUUCCCCCUGGUAACCUUAAGUUUGGUUUCCACAUCUGUGACUUUAUUUCUAUUCUGUAAGUAAGUUCAUUUGUACCACUUUUUUUUUUUUUAGAUUCCACAUAUAAGUGAUAUCGUAUGAUAUUUGUCUUUCUGUGUCUGACUUAACUUCACUCAGUAUGACAAUCUCUAGGUCCAUCCAUGUUGCUGCAAAUGGCAUUAUUUCAUUCUCUUUUUUAUGGCUGAAUAUUCCAUUGUAUAUAUGUAGCACAGCUUUUUGUUUUUUAAAGAUUUCAGCAAAUUUAUACAAUAUAUAUUGAGCACUAAUUCCUGUACAGCUUAUUCUUAACUAGUUUGGAUCCAGCUAUUCCAGUGUAUUAUGAACCACUCAGCUGUCCGUGUCUUUUAAAACAAGUCUCAACUGAACAGUCACAGCAAAAGCCAUGGAAUAAUGGAAGAAUUAGAUGUUUCCAUGAUAAUUAAGACCAAGGAUCCAUGAGGGGCAGGAGAGAGCAUUUAAGGUUAAAACUCAAGUUUUCUACCUUGGUUAGAUAGUAACUGAAAUGGAAUCUUAGAAUUCCCAACUCUUAUUUGGUGUAGUAAUAAGAUACAAAAAAGGUAGGAGGAGGUGUGUCACAGCUUAUUUUCCUAAAUGGAAGCCUUCACCAAAAGAGGUUCGGAGACUUCAAGGCAAGUUCUUUCUCCAAAAUGAAUAAAUGACAUCAGUUUUAAUUCUUACUGAGGUUACAAACCAACCCUCAGGAUAUUAUUAACUCAUGUCUAGGAGGGAAAUUGGGAGGUAGGGAGAGGUAACGCCUCAUCAGAGAAAGCAAGUUUCAAGUAGGGAGACAGCUAGCUUCUGCCCUGAAGUUAUUGCUAGCUUGUAACUGAGCUGCCUGUAUGUAGACCAGUUUCACAGUGGAACUGAGGAGUAGCUGAAUCCUUUGUUAAACUGGUAGGCACUGUAAACUAUAGUAUUUACUGUCCAGCAGAAAGGCGAAAGAUGGUGUCUUUAUAGGGAAAUCGCUUGAUUCCCCCAGUUCCUACACAGGCUGCAGCCCAGAAUCAGAUCAUCCAGGACUUGGAAUAAUGUCAAGGUAAGUGACCCAGUGCUCAACCGACCACCGCUUUAUAAAAUUAUUUCACUCCCCCGAAAGGAGUUAGUGGCUGAUGGAGAGAAAGCGUUGAGCAUGUCUGUACCGGUGAACAGGUCCCCUUAGAGGUUUCCCACUGCUUUCCAAAGUCACGAUUGGUUCUUCUAGUCUGAGAGAUCUUGACUGCAUGGGGUGGGGUGGGGGGUGACUGCCAAGCCCCCCAGGUGUUCAAGGGUCUGCAUAGCUCAUCCAGUGGUAAUGGUGGCACAUACAGCUCUUCUCAUAGUGCCUAGUAUGCAUGUGUGUGCUUGGCCAAGCUUCUCCAGCAAACUUAAACUCUUCUAGUGGUGACAAGACCCUAAGAGGGCUCAAGAACACCUACUCAUCGCAAGGUCCUUCCUAAAGGGCCUAGAGGAUGCUGCUUCCUGGCCCUAAAUCAGUAGGCUGAGAAAGGAAAUGGGAGUAGGGAGUCCCCAUCAACCUGGGGAACUAAGACUUCUAGCUGUCUGCUCAAGGGCUGAAUCCAGCCGUGUUCAGUGCCUUCUGAUACCUCUUAGGUGCUCUGUCGUACAUACCCAGUCUCCAGGAACUUCAUGAGAAGUCUGGUGAGAGAAGAGUAAGGCUCUUUGCCUAAGUCUCUGUGAGACCGUGUUUAAAACCUCCAUGGGAAAGAGGGACAUGCUCGGGGGAAAGUGGUUCAAGGCUGUCUGUUAGAUAAGUCAAAGCCAAGCAGAAAGCCAUUGCUUCCACCCGACACUUUCCCUUUUCUCAUAAACUAAAAUUAAGGGUGGCACAAAGUCAGGCCCCAAGAGAAGAAGCAGAGAUGGUCCAUGCACCAUCUCUCACACAGAGACUGGAAUUUCCCAACAGUCUGAAAGCCAGAUGCUUUAUUGCCUCCCAAGGUCAGGUCAGGAGACUUGAGAGCUUCCAAUCCCAGCACUUAAGGAGCAACUCUUAAUGACUUCAAGUUUUUUUUCAAUAGCAUUUGUGUUUCAUUUCUCACCAGAAAUAAGUUUACUGGUCCAAAUUCUGUCCUGAGGAGGAUCACUGUUGGUGUGGUAAGCUAACAUCUCUUUGGUCUGAAGAAACAAAUGGAUUUCCGAUAAUGUAGCAAGAGACUUUAGCAAAGGUCGGUUAUGGCACAGAAAGCCAGAGAGACCAGAAGUGAAUCCAGAUGUACUUGGGAAGAAGGGAGCCAUUUCUACCAGAUCUUCUGAUGGGUGAAACAGAAACAUGCAGCUCAGGGGGAUGGGAGGGCUACAGGAGGAAGGGUGAAUCUGUUUAGAUUCUUAGAGGAAGGGAGGAAGAUAUGGUGCAGGUUCCAGAAAGUCGUCUCUUCAUCAGUUACCAUCAUCACCCCAAGGUCAUUGAAACAGGGACUUGCCCUUGUGAUCUGUACUAGUUCCCACUGGCCUCGGGCUCUGCCAGUCACAAAGUGCACCUCUGAAGCAAGACAGGCAUGCCCAGAGGUGACAGCAUCUUUGCUUGCCCUGGUCUUGGGAACGCUGCAGAUUUUCUUGUUAGCCUGCCCCUCCACAAGCUGGCCAACUGUGGGCUCAGACACCUCAAGCUGUAUCCCUGUAAGGCACUGAUGAAGCCAGUACAAGCCCUCAGGAUUGGACGAUGUUCAUGGCUCAGAUCACGUACUGCCGGCAGAUGGGACACUCGUUUGUGUGCUUGCCACACUUGGUACAGGUGACCAUGUGACCGCAGCCCAGCAGGACACAGUCGAUGCGGGAGUCCAUGCAGAUGCAGCGCAGGUUCUCUCCAGGCUGGCUGGCACUGCUCCCCGUUUUGGUCUUCAGCACCACACACCAGGUGCUGGAGUCCCUUCUCACCCUUGUGCAGCCGCGUCACCCUCUCCCUCAGCUCCCACUUCUCAUAGCAGCCCUUGUGGUUGAUGAGGUUGUGAGCUAGGAUCGCUUUGUGAUGCUGCACAGUCAGAAGUUCUGUGUCCUCCAGGUUGGUCAGGUCAGACAGAGGGGCCUUCUGGCCCAGGACGAAGCUGUCCUCUCAGUCAGCGGACUGGGUCUCAUCCUCAGCAGGUGCUCUGGCUGUGCUCUCCGGAUAGACAGCUUCCUCUUGGUCCUGAAACACAUGGUCAUUGGCCUUCCUGGGUAUGCUUCUGGAGUGGGUCCCACAGGCCUUGCAGUUUGGUUCUGAGCCCGUGGGGAAGGGAAGGAGCUGUACCUACGGUUGGAAUAGGCCUGCAUCCUGGCUUCCUGGGGCGGUGGGGCCUCCUCAAGCUGUCUAUCCAGGCAGAACCAGUUGCAGCCGGUUGCCCACAUGAUAACAUCUGGGAGGGGACAGGAGGGCCCAGAUACGGGCUGCGGACCCCUCAGUCAGGGGAGCUGCAAGCUGUGCCAUGGCGACAUCUCCGGGGCUGAGGGGCACUGGGGGGCAGUCACGACAUCCUCGCAGGCGGCUGUACAGCAUCUUUAUCCAUUCCUUAUUGAUGGACAUUUAGGUUGCUUCCAUGUCCUGCCUAUUGUAAAUAGUGCUGCAGUGAACAUUGAGGUGCAUGUGUCGUUUCGAAUUAUGGUUUUCUCAGGGUAUAUGCCCAGGAGUGGGAUUGCUGGGUCAUAUGGUAGUUCUAUUUUUAGUUUUUAAAGGAACCUCCAUACUGUUCUCCAUUGUGGCUGUACCAAUUUACAUUCCCACCAACAGUGCAGGAGGGUUCCCUUCUCUCCACACCCUCUCCAGCACUGACUGACUGUAGAUUUUUUUUGAUAAUGGCCAUUCUGACUGGUGAGAGGUGAUACUAUAUUGUAGUUUUGAUUUGUAUUUCUCUAAUAAUUAAUGAUGUUGAGCAUCUUUUCAUGCCAUCUGUAUGUCUUUUUUGGAGAGAUGUCUAUUUAGAUCUUCCACCCAUUUUUUUAUUGGGUGGGUUUUUUUUUUCAUAUUGAGCUAUGAGCUGUUUGUAUAUUUUGGAGAUUAAUCCCUUGUCAGUCGCUUCAUUUGCAAAUAUUUUCUCACAUUCUGAGGGUUGUCUUUUCGUUUUGUUUAUGGUUUCCUUUGCUGUGCAAACGAUCUCAUUUGUUUAUUUUUGUUUUUAUUUUCUUUGCUCUAGGAGAUAUGUCAAAAAAGAUCUUGCUGCGAUUUAUGCCGAGACUGUUCUGCCUAUGUUUUCCUCUAAGAGUUUUAUAGUAUCCGGCCUUACAUUUAGGUCUGUAAUCCAUUUUGAGUUUAUUUUUGUGUAUGGUGUUAGGGAGUGUUCUAAUUCCAUUCUUUUACAUGUAGCUGUCCAGUUUUCCCAGCACCACUUAUUGAAGAGACUAUCUUUUCUCCAUUGUAUAUUCUUGCCUCCUUUGUCAUACAUUAGGUGACCAUAGGUGCAUGGGUUUAUCUCUGGACUUUCUAUCCUGUUCCAUUGGUCUAUCCUUCUGUUUUUGUGCUAGUACCAUACUGUGUUUUUGUUUGUUUUGUUUUUUGUUUUUGUUUUUGGCCAUGCCACGUGGCAUGCCAGAUCUCUUCCCCCAACCAGGGAUUGAACCCAUGCCCCCUACAGUCGAAGUGCAGAGUCCUAACCAUGGGACUGCCAGGGAAUUCCCAGUACCAUACUGUUUUGAUUAAUGUAGCCUUGUGUUUAGCCUGACAUCAGGGAGCCUGAUUCCUCUAGCUCCAUUUUACUUUCUCAAGAUUGCUUUCGCUAUUUGGGGUCUUUUGUGUUUCCAUCCAAAUUGUAAACUUUUUUGUUCUAAUUCUGUAAAAAAUGCCAUUGAUAAUUUGAUAGGGAUUACACUGAAUCUGUAGAUUGCUUCGAUGGUCAUUUUGACAGUAGUGAUUCUUCCAAUCCAAGAACAUGGUAUCUUUGAUUUCAUGGUGUCAUCUUUGACUUCUUUCAUCAGUGUCUUAUAGUUUUCUGAGUGCAGGUCUUUUGCCUCCUUAGGUAGGUUUAUUCCUAGGUAUUUUAUUUUAUUUUUAUGUGAAGGUAAAUGGGAUUAUUUCCUUAAUUUCUCUUUCUGAUCUUUCAUUGUUAGUGUAUAGGAAUGCAAGAGAUUUCUGUGCAUUGAUUUUGUAUCCUGCAGUCUUACCAAAGUCAUUGAUGAGCUCUGGUAGUUUUCUGGUAAUGUCUUUAGGAUUUUCUGUGUAUAGUACCAUGUUAUCUGCAAACAGUGACAGUUUUACUUCUUUUCCAAUUUGAAUUCCUUUUGUUUCUUUUUCUUCUCUGGUUUCUGUGGUUAGGACUUCUAAAAUUAUGUUGAAUAAAAGUGGUAAUAGUGGACAUCUUUGUCUUGUUCCUGAUCUUAGAGGAAAUGCUUUCAGCUUUUCACCAUUGAGGAUGAUGUUGGCUAUGGGUUUGUCAUUAUGGCCUUUAUUAUGUUGAGGAAGGUUCCCUCUAUGCCCACUUUCUGGAGAGUUUUUAUCAUAAAUGGGUGUUGAAUUUUGUCAAAAGCUUUUUCUGCAUCUGUUGAGAUUAUUAUAUGGUUUUUAUUCUUCAGUUUGUUAACCUGAUGUAUCACAUUGAUUGAUUUGUGUAUAAUUGAAGAAUCUUUGCAUCCCUGGGAUAAAGUCCACUUGAUCAUGGUGUAUGAUCCUUUUAAUGUGUUGUUGGAUUCAGAUUGAUAGUAUUUUGUUGAGGAUUUUUGUGUCUAUGUUCAUCAGUGAUAUUGGCCUGUAAUUUCCUUUCUUGUCUGUCUGUCUGUCUGUCUGUCUGUCUUCCUUCCUUCCUUCCUUCCUUCCUUCUUUCUUUCUUUCUUUCUCUCUCUCUUUCUCUCUUUCUCUCUCUUUCUCUCUCUCUCUCUCUCCCUCCCUCCCUCCCUCCCUUCCUUUCUUUCUUUCUUUUUUUUGGAUAUCUUUGUCUUGUUUUGGUAAUAGGGUGAUGGUGGCCUCGUAGAAUGCACUUGGGAGUGUUCCUUCUCUGCAGUUUUUUGGAAGAGUUUCAGAAGGGUAGGUGUUAGCUCUUUUCUAUAUGUUUUAUAGAAUUUGCCUGUGAAGCCAUCUGGUCCUGGACUUUUGUUUGUUGUGAGUUUUUUUUUUUUCCAGGUUCAUAAUUUAUUGUACAAAUUGAGUAUCACAUGAUGAGUUGACAUUAGUUUCUUCUGGCCAUGGAAACUUAACAGAUGAGGGACAGUUUAGAAUCCGUUUACAUUGCUUUCACAGCUGGGGUUUUUUUAGACCUUAACUUGAAGUAUAAGACUAUCAAAGCAAUACUUCCAUAUAGGGACAGUUUAGGAUCCGUUUACAUUGCUUUCACAGCUGGGGUUUUUUUAGACCUUAACUUGAAGUAUAAGACUAUCAAAGCAAUACUUCCAUAUGUGGCCAGUACACAAUUCAUUCUCCCUGUGACAGUGUAAGAGUUGAAAUAUUUUUUGAUACCAGUGAAUUGGAGCUGGGCAUGAGUUUCUGGACCUGCCAUGAUUUCAAUCUUUCAAAACGCUCAAACUCCGCAGCCCGCGUCCUUCAGUGUUGUGAGUUUUUUAAUCACAGUUUCCAUUUCAGUACUUGUGAUUGGUCUGUUCAUAUUUUCUAUUUCUUUCUGGUUCAGUCUUGGGAGAUUUUACCUUUCUAAGAAUUUGUCCAUUUCUUCCAGGUUAUCCAUUUUAUUGCUGUAUGGUUGCUUGUAGUAGUUUCUUAGGAUCCUUUGUAUUUCUGCGGUGUCUGUUGUAACUUCUCCUUUUUCAUUUCUAAUUUUAUUGAUUUGAGUCCUCUCACUUUUUUUCUUGAUGAGUCUGGCUAAGGGUUUAUCAAUUUUGUUCAUCUUCUCAAAUAACCAGCUUUUAGUUUCAUUGAUCUUUGUAAUUGUUUUUUUUUUUUGUCUCUAUUUAUUUCUGCUUUGAUUUUUAUGAUUUCUUUCCUUCUACUAACUCUGGGUUUUGUUUGUUCUUCUUUCUGUAGUUGCUUUAGGUGUCUAGUUAAGUUGUUUGAGAAUUUUCUUGUUUCUUGAGGUGAGAUUGUAUUGCUAUAAACUUCCCUCCUAGAACUGCUUUUGCUGCAUCCCAGGUUUUGGAUCAUUGUGUUUUCUUUUUUCUUUUUUUAAAGUUAAUUAAUUAAUUAAUUUUAUUGGCUGUGUUGGGUCUUUUUUGCUGUGCACUGGCUUUCUUUAGUUGCAUUGAGUGGGGGCUACUCUUCGUUGUGGUGCGUGGGCUCAUUGCCAUGGCUUCUCUUGUUGCAGAGCACGGGCUCUAGGCGCGUGGGCUUCAGUAGUUGCAGCACAUGGGCUCAAUAGUUGUGGCUUGUGGGGUCUAAAGUGCAGGCUCAAUAGUUGUGGCUCAUGGGCUUAGGGCUUAGUUGCUCCACUGCAUGUGGGAUCUUCCUGGAGCAGGAAUCGAACCCGUGUCCCCUGCAUUGGCAGGCGGAUUCUAACCACUGCGCCACCUAGGAAGCCCCCUGGAUCAUUGUGUUUUCAUUCUGAGUGGAAGGUGAUGGGACUUGGAUUUGGGUAGACUAGAUACAUUGAGAUGCUCUCCCUGAGCGCACCAGAUAAAAUAUUGUAGCAGAGUUUCUUUGUUUGCUGGAGUGACAAGAAGGGAAGAGGCCUCAGAGGCCUGGACCAGUGAGGGAGCUCCAAGUCCAGAGGAGACUGGGUCCUGGUGACUCUGAGCUGUGGCCUGCAGACCUGUCUGCAAAGAGCAGACAGGCCUGUCCUUGUGAGGCAUCUGAGUGACGCCCACGGAGUUGGGAUGGGAUGACUGAGCAACAAAGGAGCCAUCCUGGUGUAUCCCCUCCAAGAACCUGCAGCCAGUUGCAGCUAGGAGUCACUCCAGGAGGAGGUGGGGAGAGUGGAGGUGGGGGGUGGGGAGCUGCUGGGAGCCCAAGUCAGGAAGAUGGUGCACAGAGAGGAACUGUGAAAUUGAAGGUGACGAAGACAUGGGGGGGUGGUGAGGGCUUGGCCAGCCCGAUGAGGCAAGGCUCCCCUUAGGCAAGGAAACAGCCAGGCAGUUUUUUUUUUUUUU